Lathyrus oleraceus (garden pea) is the source of this 2135-nucleotide messenger RNA. RefSeq lists its product as uncharacterized. NCBI's taxonomy places the organism in Eukaryota, Viridiplantae, Streptophyta, Magnoliopsida, Fabales, Fabaceae. The transcript has 2 exons. The coding region runs from base 206 to 1834 and encodes 542 amino acids. The record is from RefSeq and is a predicted model, not a curated record.
UGUGUACAGUUUGCACAUAAAAGUCACCCCACCCUAUUCCCUCACUCACUCCUUACUAUCAUCAUAUCAUAUGCACCUUUUCUUUCUUAAAACUUAAAAACAAAAUCACAAAACCUUUCCUUUUAUUUCCCUUACCAAAACCACUCACCAUUACUCCUCAUUCUGACACCCCUUUUCUUUUCUCAUUUUCUCUUUCUCCAUCCCAAUGAAAGAGCUAACCGUUGAACCUGAACCCAUCCAUGGACAUGGACAUGGCCAUGGUCAAGGCGUUGCACCAUCAGAGAUUGGUAAAGGUAACUCCACUACUAGACCUGACUUACACAACAGGGCUGUCAAAAUUCUAAGAGCCAGAGAAACUUAUAAUGGUGGCUACAAUGAUGAAGUUGGUGAAAAGCCUUCUAGAUUUGAAGUCUUUGGUUGGUACCUUUAUGAGUUUUGCUUCUACUUUGUUCAAACUGUUCUUGUCCCUGUUGUUUUCCCUCUCAUUAUCAGUCAGCUACAGAAACAGCCUACUGUUUCACUUCAAGAAUGGAACAAGACUCAUCCUGGUACUCACUGCUCACAAAAGGAAUUUCAUUUGUAUAGCAAACUCACUGGACACACUAUAAGUUCAAAGUUUUCACCAUUGGAAUGGACAUCAAUUGCUUGGGCUAUAGGUCUAGCCAUAGCUGCACCAAUCCUUGGUUUCCUUUCGUUCCAUCUCGACGGAAAUUUCCCAAAACUCAUCACGGUAGCGGCAACGGGUGUUGGAGUUUUCUUCUGUCUUCCAGCCGGAUUCUUCAAAGUUACAGCCAUUUUCAUUCCCUACAUUGCUGGUAUCAUAGCAGCCAGCACGGUUGCGAAUGCUGCUCACACGCAACAUUUUGGCCUCAUGAUUCGCGCUUUCACUGGAACAUCUCUUAAGAAGACACAGUUUUUCAUUAGACAAGGUGUUUCUACGCGCCUCUCGCUUCACGCUACUUCUGCUGGAUGUUUUGGCGGGGCUUUGAUUUCGGCUUUUACUUACCAUAUGAUACAUGAACUCAAUGACAACGAGCGCGAUGUUAUGAGUCUUUGGGUUGUUUCGAUUUUCAGUGGACUAAUUUGGCUUGUUGGGAUCUUACAUUUAGCUACAGCUACAAGUAGAACCACUGAUUCGAUCUCGUUUUCUUCGAGGCUUCACCCUUUUUCCAUCUUCAAAUAUCCUCAUGCUAUUGGUGGUCUUGCUAGUGUUUUCCUCGCGUCGUUUACAACGAUGACGAUUUUCAUGGGCGGUGUGAUUUUCAUUGUUGGACAGCUUUGCAUUAGGCCACUGCAUUUGCUUUUGUUCUGGUUAACCUAUUUCCUCUUCCCACUCGUUUCGCUGUCGCUGCUUCAACCUUUGCUUCACUUGAUUAAGACAAGCUCGGUUAAAAUGCAGAUCGUCGGGUUCUUUUUCUCGCUUCUAUCAUCCGGGUUUGGAUUCUACUACGGACACAGUCACUGGAAAUGGGGACACUUGGUUCUUUUUGGUGCCAUUCAGAGCACGGCAACAGGCAUUCUCCACGCUUUCGGUCGGGUUUUGGUAUUGGAUUGUGCUCCAUCAGGCAAAGAAGGUGCUUUUUCGAUAUGGUAUGCGUGGAUGAGAGCUGCAGGGUUAUGCGUUGGGUUCACAGUCGGUUCAGUUGGGCCCGGACGGAUUAGAACUUCAUUCGGAGUCGCGUUUUGCACUGCUAUAGCCGGAAUUGUCGUGUUACUCUUCGGAAAUAUCAGCGAUGCUGGUGGCGCCGCUGCUGCAGGGAACGUAACCGACGAUAACGAAAGAAGUUCCGCAGUUGUUUCUGGUUUGGAUUCGAAAGAAGCAGCUCGAGUUUGAAUAUUAACCGAAUUAAUAAAAAAAACUAAUGAAUGAAUGGAUUGAAAGGAUGGAUGAAUGGUGGUGCAUGGUAUAUUGUCUAUGCAUGAUAUGAUUCUUUGCAAAUGUGAUGUUAAUGCAUGCAACAGCAACAAAAAAUGGGGGGUUUAUUUAUUUUGUAUGAUUGAUUUUAGUUAGGUUUAUUUUGUUGCAGAGUGCUUAUUAUGUUUAAUUUUUUUUUUUUAAUUUUCUGUUGAAGAUUUGGAUUCUGACAUGUGUAACAACUGUGUUAUAGUAUUUUGUCAUAUUUGUUUCUCAUAAA